UCGCCGGCUAGUUCCGGACAACGCCUGGUGUGUGUGGUAACAACGGUGGCAGCGGCGAGAGACACAGAGAGAGAGAGAGACAUAGAGAGAGAGAGAGGAGGACGCUUCUUUUCCGGCACGUACUUCCGGCAGGAGCGGCGCGGGGAGAACCUGCUCGGGAGUCCUAGAGGCUUCGCGGGUCAGGUAAAAGCGAGAAGUGAGAGCUACAUAUUUUAAAUAUUAUAAACAUUUAACUACAAUAAGGAGAAAAAAUAUAGCUGUAAUUGAAUGAGGAAUCUGUUGCUUCAGUAGCCUUUUUCUUCAAGAGUGGGUCUUUGAAUGAGGAUGACAAUGGAAGAGAUGAGGAAUGAAGCAGAGACCACUUCUAUGGUUUCCAUGCCUCUUUAUGCCGUUAUGUAUCCUGUCUUUAAUGAGCUAGAACGAGUAAAUCUAUCAGCAGCUCAAACAUUGAGAGCAGCUUUUAUUAAGGCAGAAAGGGAAAACCCAGGUCUCACACAAGAUAUUAUCAUAAAAAUUUUGGAGAAGAAAAGCAUUGAAGUUAAUUUUACCGAAUCUCUUUUGCGCAUGGCAGCGGAUGAUGUAGAAGAAUACAUGAUUGAAAGGCCAGAGCCCGAAUUCCAAGACCUCAAUGAAAAGGCACGAGCACUUAAACAGAUUCUCAGCAAGAUUCCAGAUGAGAUCAAUGACAGAGUGAGGUUUCUUCAGACAAUCAAGGACAUUGCCAGUGCAAUAAAGGAACUUCUCGAUACAGUAAAUAAUGUCUUCAAGAAAUACCAAUAUCAGAACCGGAGGGCACUUGAACACCAAAAGAAAGAAUUUGUAAAAUACUCCAAAAGUUUCAGUGACACUUUGAAAACUUAUUUUAAAGAUGGAAAGCAUUUCUACCUCUUCACUCAAAUCUUUAAUGAAAAUAUUAAGGGCCACGUUUGAUCUUUAUGACACACCACUUGAUAUCACAGUCCAAUUUGUUGCAACAACAUGGAUGAGCAUUUCUUGAUUAUCAUUUUCUAGAUCUAGGUAUAUAUCUACUUAAUUAUUAUACUGUCUAACCCAUACUCAGGUAACAUAUCAUGGGGUACUCUUAUUAAGUGCUUUGGUCAUGUUAUGUUUAUAACAAUCUAUUAAGGAAUUUACCUAAUUAACCAACAAGAAAUGUUUCAUUAUUGAGAAAUAAGUGCUAGUUUCUAACAAUGAUUGAUUUCUUUUUCAAGUAUACCUACUUCUUUAUGAUUUGUUUUAGGAUUUCUACUGGUAUUGACAUCAGAAUAAUUUUUCUAUAUCUUGCUGGAUUUUCCUCCCCCCUCCCCUUUUGAAAGUAGUGAGUAGUUAGGGAUCAAAGGGUGCUUUAUUUUUCUGUAGGAUUUCUGAAAUAUCAUACUUGAAUUCAAAAAGACAGUCAUGUAGGUCCCUAAAUAAAACAGGAUGUAAUUAAUUUCUUCCUAGAGAUUUAUUUGGAAACAACUAAACAUAAGUGGAUUUGAGUAGGGCUGCUACUCAAAGUACUUUGUUACUUAACAGCAUUUUACCUUCACUGGGCAGCUCUAUUGGUUCAUUUUCCUUUUAUUUUGAGCAUAUUUAAAGAAGCUAUUUUUGGUGUUAUUUUUAGUACCUUUUACCUUAAUCUCAGUUAAUUCUGAGCUUUUGAUUUCCUGUAUGUAGUUUAUAGCUGUGCCCAUUGUGUAGUUCUGAAUCAGUUGUACUUUUCCUUCUUUUAUGAUGUGGAUCUCUUUCCAGGUAGAUUUUUAAAUGAAUACCUUAAUCUGGCUUUUUCCUUGUGUUAAUUUCAUUCUAAUAGCAUUAUAACCAUUCAGAGUUCUGCCUUUAGGCCAUCAGACCUUAUUUCUAUGUUCUUUAUCAACUUUUAAUCUCUGUCAUUAGUUUUUCCAGUGUAGGUAAUCUUAUUCAAAAUGUGUUUUGAAAAACCCUUUGGGAUCUAACUUAUUUGAAUUUGUAUAAAUGUUAUAAUUGUCUAUAAUGCUUCUUUUGAUUGAAAAGGUAAUAUAAACAGCAAGCUGAUGCCUCAGAUGUCUUCUUUCCAGCCCCUUCAAAAUCUUGCUACAAUUGUUACUGAUUUGUUACAAUUAUCAAACUCUGUCCUAACAUUAUAAACCUUAAUGUAACAGAAGAGGCAAAUGAUUAACAAGUUGUGGAGUAAUCAUCUUCACUAUAGCUGAUAAAUUUCUUUCAAGUGUUUGUUCCUCAUCAGCCCAGAAAACAUGAGCAUUUUCAGCCAAUAUUGAAUAAAUUUUACCAAUUUAUCAUUAUGCUACAAGAUUCCGGGUUCUUUUAUUUUCAUGAUCUGGAAAUAAUAUUUCCUGAUAAACAUACUGUAUUUUUUGGAGUAUAAGACACAGCUUAGUUUUUGGGG
Messenger RNA from Ahaetulla prasina, 2368 nucleotides. RefSeq names its product programmed cell death 10 (gene PDCD10). Lineage: Eukaryota; Metazoa; Chordata; Lepidosauria; Squamata; Colubridae. Gene Ontology annotation, cellular component: FAR/SIP/STRIPAK complex; Golgi apparatus. Gene Ontology annotation, molecular function: protein kinase binding. Gene Ontology annotation, biological process: regulation of Golgi organization; positive regulation of MAP kinase activity. The transcript is spliced from 8 exons. The record is from RefSeq and is a predicted model, not a curated record. The coding region runs from base 319 to 930 and encodes 203 amino acids.